Benincasa hispida (wax gourd) is the source of this 1191-nucleotide messenger RNA. RefSeq names its product Mitochondrial glycoprotein family protein. The record is from RefSeq and is a predicted model, not a curated record. Lineage: Eukaryota; Viridiplantae; Streptophyta; Magnoliopsida; Cucurbitales; Cucurbitaceae. Gene Ontology annotation, cellular component: mitochondrial matrix.
GUUUCGAGGAAAAAAAAAAAAAGCACAAAAGGCGCGAGCGGGUGCUUAAACCCUAAACCACGAGAAACUGUUUCUUCUUCGUCUUCCCCAAUUCAAAUUCAUCGCAGCAAAUGGCACGACUGAUUCGACCAUGGAGAAAAUGCCUUCAGUUUUCUUCUUCUUCCUCCUCUUCUUCUUCUUCUUAUUAUUAUUAUUCUUAUUCUCACAAAGCACUAAUUUCGCAAUCGAACCUUCAAAAUCCCAUCACAUUCCCUCCUGAAAACCCCUACGUUUUCUUCAAGACCCGCCCUUACAUAUCCGACAUGCGCAGAUCCGCUUUCGAAGGCAACAUUCUCAGACUUCUCCGUAACGAAAUCCGAUAUGAACUUGAUCGUUCUCCUCCCUACCAGCAUGCGAAAAUUUUCACGAACGAUUACAAAAUCGAGCAUCGUUGCGUUUUAGUGGGCUGUUCUACCGGGGUGUUCGAGGGGAAUUGCUAUUUUGUAGAAGAUGAAUUUGGAUUGAAUAAUCUGCACCAUCGUGCUUGCCUUGAACUACUAACAUUUCUGGGAAUGGAGCCUGUUACAAAAUUUGGGGCGUUUACUGUUGAUGGAAGGCCAGGCGAGCAGUGGAUCAGAUUGGAAAGAGAGUAUGGGGAGAAUGAGAAUAUAAAAAUUGAAGUGACAAUGUUUGAUCGAUCUAUUCCAGCUCCAAAUUCAGGAGGCAAUAGUUCUGGGGAAGAUGUGAUUCUUCACAUUACCACUAUUGUCAACAUAACUAAAGGAGGUGGCAGUGAAGUUUUGGAGAUUAUGUGCUCAGCUUGGCCAGAUAGUCUAGAGAUUGACAGGCUUUUCUUACGUCGAGGUGAAAUGAUGCCAGCUCAGCCCUAUGCUGGUCCUGAAUUCAAGGAAUUGGAUGAUGACUUGCAAAACUCACUCUACGAAUAUCUUGAAGUUAGGGGGGUGGACGAUCAGCUAGCUGUUUUCUUGCACAAAUAUAUGAAGAACAAGGAUAAAACCGAGUUCAUUAGAUGGAUGGAAACCGUAAAAGCAUUCAUUGAAACUAAUUGAAAUAAUUGUUUCUGCAGUAUUUUCAACCGAGAAUAGUUCUGCUGCUGGGGUUAUUAAUAUCUAUUUUUAGUAUGUAAAAUUGACCCUCAUGUAUUGAACUAUCCAGUAUACGAAGUAGUAUUGUACACAAAAUUAAGGAGAA